Messenger RNA from Labeo rohita (rohu), 1813 nucleotides. RefSeq lists its product as uncharacterized. The transcript has 3 exons. The coding region runs from base 452 to 955 and encodes 167 amino acids. The record is from RefSeq and is a predicted model, not a curated record. Lineage: Eukaryota; Metazoa; Chordata; Actinopteri; Cypriniformes; Cyprinidae.
UGAAGUGGCAUCAACCUCCGCCCAUAAACUCUGCCACUUCCUCUUCGCGUUUAAAUGCCACCAGCGACUCUGAUCUGCCGACACCGAUGACUGUGGGAAGAAUUGAAGUUUUUAUUACGGAUUCUCUAAGGAAAAGACUGGCUGAGUCGCGACUUCCGUGGUAAAGUGAAGAGCUUGCUGGAAAUGAUUAUCCUCUCUGAGGAUAAUGAAACAAGCGGCGCUAGACGCGUAUUCAGUACUUGAAGACCGUUCAUGAGAAGAAACGCUUACACUCAUCCACUGAUGUUCAACUUUGUGAUCAAAACAAACGCACGUCGGACUGCGUCAAACCGACAAGGAUGGUCUAUGAUCUCUUUUUUGGAUCUGCAAGGAUAUGAAGUGACACCGGGGCUGGACUGACCUUUGUGCUGUGCUCUGCGCAACACAACUUGAAACACUUACUCAAACACACAUGCACGGUGAUACGCAUGGUGUUACAAGGGCGGAAAACAAUGUGCCUACUUGUGACAGUGUAGUUAGAAGAAACAACAUGUCUUUCCAGCACAGAUGGCAAGUUUCAUUGGGGACCUUGCUUGUGAUAGCAGGCCUGGUGCUGUUUAUGACUAUGGAUAUGUACAUUGUUCUUAUUGGCAUGGCUAUAGUGUGUCUGGGCCUCUUUAUUCUCAUCCGUGCCUUCUGCGUGGUCAUUAAAUCCAGUCAUGUAGCUGUGCCGGGUCACUUUCUUCUACACCCGCGAACGGGAACCCGUUACACCCACCAUCAAGCCAUUGCGGUGCAAAGGAGGCUGGACCGGAUCCGGAGGGCUACAGCAGAGGAGCACAGUCCAGUCCCAGUGCCUCCACCCUCAGACACCAGUCCACAGAGCCAACCUGCAACCCCUCCUCCCUGGCAAAUGGAGCCGCCGCCGUCCUAUGAGACUGUUAUGAAGACCACUACAGCUGUAAACCAACUAUAAACACUGCUUUGACUGAUUGACAAGCUGGUCCCGUUGGGGUGCAUAGUAAUUAUUUUCAUCUUUUGGCUGAUAACCGAUAAAUGGCAGAGUAAAAUUAAAAUCUGAACUACUUAAGCAUUUUAAAUGAUACAACUGAAUGUAGGAGUCAAAACACAGCGAUGUGCAGUAUGAAAGAUGGAUAUUUAGCUUUCAUUUUGCUAAAAAAAUCGGUUUGAAUGAAAAAACAAAGUAACUUAACUAAUUUUUAUGCAUGAACGCACACAGCUCUGCAUGCACUCUAAAAGAGACAAUGCACUUAAAUAGUUAUAUCUUUUUAUAUCUCUAUCCCGUUUUGUUAUAGUACAUACAGACUGCAAAAGUAAUCUAAACCUAAAAGGGAAACAAGUUUACAAGCAUACACAAUAUUGAAUGAUAAGCGAUAUCUUGUGCAGCUCUAUUUCUCUACCUAUCUCUAAUCUUUUCUAAAAGUGCCUUAAUUGACAAUAAAUUACAGUUUUGUAAUUUUGUACUGGUAUGGACUUAUCUUAUCUUGUCUUGGCUGAUGGGAUAAACUAUAUAUGUUUUAAAGCCAAUAAUUAAAGUUAUUGGUUUCAAAACAAAACUAAAAAAUUAGAUUUUAAAAACUUAAAGUUCCUUGAAUCAUCAUUAUCUUCUUGAAGUUUGAGAGACCCAAGGCCAUUUCAAGAGUUCAAAAACUAUUACCAUUGGAGAUGGUUUUCUAAGUUGUUUACUUUCAUGUGUUUCAUUGUAUUUCUCUGCAGUGUUUUUAUCAGUGUCAAAAACAAAAGCAGUGUUACUAAAACAGAUACCAGUCGCAGUGAUAAAAUAUCCAUUCUUACUUUGUGGUAAAAAAAACAA